Poeciliopsis prolifica (blackstripe livebearer) is the source of this 1704-nucleotide messenger RNA. Its product is annotated as membrane cofactor protein-like. NCBI's taxonomy places the organism in Eukaryota, Metazoa, Chordata, Actinopteri, Cyprinodontiformes, Poeciliidae. The coding region runs from base 778 to 1470 and encodes 230 amino acids. The transcript has 5 exons. The record is from RefSeq and is a predicted model, not a curated record.
CAAACCAUUUUUUGAGGAAGAUUUCAAAUCAUCAUCCUUAAAAUGAAACAUUUUCAGAUAAGAUAAAAAAAAAUCUAUUUCUGACAAUAGAAGAAUGAGUAUAGUAUAUGUAGCAUUCAUAUGUAAAGAUAAAUAUGUUUAUGAAACACUAAGUCUCUUUUAACAUUUGAUGGUAAAUUGGGGAUAUUGCAUAUAUAUAGAAUGAGCAGCAGUUUAUGGUAAUCCCCCCAAACCCCCCAAAACAAACAAACAAACAAAAACUCAUGAGUGUAUAUGCAAACACCGCCAUGGGCUCCUGUCCAAACAAAUUAAUAUCCCCAUAACGUUGACGAAGUCGACAUCAGAAAUAGAGGAGUUUAAGUUUCAGUUGAAUUGCGGCACAGAAGUUGUUCAUUUCACUACCUCAUUUCGGAUUUAGAACCACAAAUCCAAGUACCUUGGGUCAUAUCGGAUCUGUGUCACGAAAAGUUCAGAAACAGGUUGAAUGGGAAAAAAAUCGGAUUUGUGUAGUUUCAGACCUCAGUAAACGUAUCAUUCAAUACUCAGGGUUGAUUGGUCUUGAAGAAUACCGGCUCUUUGAAGUGUUAGACGUUCAUCAUUAUAAGCCACUUCAAACACAGCGGCCCUCUCUUAAAAAAAGGCGAAAUUCCCAUCAGCGGAAGGAGAAUUGUUAUUACCGCGAGGAGCGUCUUCACACUGCAUUACCACUCUAAAUAAGUCGGACUGGGGUAGAUGUAACUUUUCCCGGACAGUUUGUAUCUCCUUCCACAGCCUGUUAUGGAGGUUUUCCUGGACACCCAUAGACAGAGAAAACUCCUCAUCCUGUCCCUAUUGAUUGGAAAUGUUGCACUUACAGAGAUAGACUGUGGUCUUCCUAAAGCAGAUGAACACAUGUACAUUGUUACCAGCGGCAGUACUGAGUUUUAUUCAAUGGCCAAAGUAGGCUGUGAAGAAGGUUACCAAAUCUCUGGAUCAAGCUUCAAAAUUUGCGUAAAAAGAGGAUGGUUUGGGCAGUCAUUUUGUGUCAUUGUUACUUGUUCCAAACCGACUGAAGUGAAAAAUGGUGAACAUUCAUGGGAUAGUGAUGAAGAACCAGAAUAUCAACAAAUGAUACAUUAUACAUGUAACACAGGAUACACCAUGGUGGGGAAUGAAAACAUUAGGUGUACCAAAGCAGGUGAAUAUGAUUCCGAGCCACCCCCAUGCAUCACUGUUACUUGUUCCAAGCCAACCAAAGUGGAAAAUGGCAAACAUUCUUGGAAUAGUGACUGUGAACCAGAAUAUCAACAAAAGAUAUAUUUCUCAUGCAACACAGGAUAUACCAUGUUUGGGAGUGAAAGUAUUCAGUGUACCAAACUGGCAAAUAUGACUCUGAGCCACCACAAUGUCUCAGUAAGUUCUUGUGUUUUAUUUCUGGCUACACAGAAGAUUUGCUAUAGCCAGGACAACAUACAGUUUGCAAAUACAUAAGUGAAUUUUGUAAACCGUCUUCCAAUUACUUCUGUAAUUCAUUGCCCAGCCUAUCAUUUUACCACCAUAUAAAACUGACAAUGAUCCAUCCUGUGAAGGAAACCUAACUUCGUCGGGACUACCUGUUCAUUUUCACCUGUUUUGUAGUUUUUUUUGAAAAAGUUUCUCUGGAAUUCCAACAGGUUUUUAAAAGCAAACCUUACCCUGACUUCAAAUGAAAUAUUUUUUUUUAUA